AUGGCGAGCAGCCUCCCCCUGUCGACCACUGGGCGCCCACCUGGGUGUGUGCAGUUCUUUUCUCGCGGGGUUUGUUGCGGGGACUUCUUAGAUCUCUUCUUCCCUCGUUUCUAUAAACCAGUUGUCAUCAACCAUCGAAGGAGCUGCGAGCCCGUACCCUCUGAAGAGUCUCUGAACUGGAAAUACUCGCUUCAAAAACUGGGAAUGGGGUGGAGAGAGAAAGUGCUAGUAGAAGACAACCAGUGCAUUACUUCUGUGAUUUCCAGUCAUUUGACCCCAGGGACAAAACCAACAGCUAUUGAAUCCUUCAGCCCAUAUAUGACAGAAUUUCCAAGAAAACGCAAAGGAAGUGAUUCAGACCCAUCCCAGUCAGGAAUUACGACAGAAAAAGUGGUGGAAAAGCUUUCUCAGAAUCCCAUUACCUAUCUUCUCUCAACAAAGAUAGGAAUGCCAGCAUCCAGUGGCAGCAGAAUGGAAGACAGUGAUCAACAAGUAAAAAUGAAGUCCUUCAGAGAAGCUCAUAGCCAAACCGAAAAGCGGAGGAGAGAUAAAAUGAACAACCUGAUUGAAGAACUGUCUGCAAUGAUCCCUCAGUGCAAUCCCAUGGCACGCAAACUGGACAAACUUACAGUUUUAAGAAUGGCUGUUCAACACUUGAAAUCGCUAAAAGGCAUGACAAAUUCUUAUGUAGGAGAUAAUUACAGGCCUUCAUUUAUUCAGGAUAAUGAGCUGAGGCACUUAAUCCUUAAGACUGCAGAAGGCUUCCUAUUUGUGGUUGGAUGUGAAAGAGGAAAAAUUCUCUUCGUUUCUAAAUCAGUCUCCAAAACGCUUAAUUAUGAUCAGGCUAGUUUGACCGGACAAAGCUUAUUUGACUUCUUACAUCCCAAAGAUGUUGCCAAAGUAAAGGAACAACUUUCUUCUUCUGAUAUUUUACCAAGAGAGACAUUAAGAGAUGGCAAAACUGGUUUGCAAGUUCAUGGUAAUUUCAACACUGGAAGGACACCUGUGUAUUCUGGCUCAAGACGAUCCUUUUUCUGUCGGAUAAAGAGUUGUAAAGUCUCCAUCAAAGAAGAGCAUGAAUGCCUACCCAACUCAAGGAAGAAAGAUCACAGAAAAUUCUAUACUAUCCACUGCACUGGUUACUUGAGAAGCUGGCCUCCAAAUAUAGUUGGAAUGGAAGAAGAAAGGGACAGUAAGAAAGACAGUCAUUUUACUUGCCUUGUUGCCAUCGGAAGAUUACAUCCAUAUAUUGUCCCACAGAACAGCGGAGAGAUCAAAGUCAAGCCAACUGAAUUUAUAACCCGGUUUGCAGUGAAUGGAAAAUUUGUCUACGUAGAUCAAAGGGCAACAGCAAUUUUAGGAUAUCUGCCUCAGGAACUUUUGGGAACUUCUUGUUAUGAAUAUUUUCAUCAAGAUGACCAUAGUAAUUUGACUGACAAGCACAGAGCAGUUCUACAGAGUAAGGAGAAAAUAUUUACAGAUUCUUACAAAUUCAGAGCAAAAGAUGGCUCUUUCAUAACUUUAAAAAGCCAGUGGUUUAGUUUCACAAAUCCUUGGACCAAAGAACUGGAAUAUAUUGUGUCCAUCAACACUUUAGUUUUGGGGCACAGUGAGACUGGAAAAGCAACAUUACUUCCUUGCAAUUCUCAAUCAUCAGAAGAACUCUCUAGACAGUCUUAUAGUAGUGUGCCUGGAAUGUCUUCUGGAAUAGUACUUGGUGCUGGUAGUAUUGGAACAGAUAUUGCAAAUGAAGUUCUGGAUUUACAAAGGUUACAGUCUGCCUCACCCCUUGGUGAUUCAAGUCCAACAGAUCUAAGGAAAGAUACUACCACAGUAAACUGCAGGAGUGUAUCAGAUAAGGAGUUGAUUCCACAAAGCCCUUCUGAAAUACAGGAGCUAGAAGCUAUAAGGCAAAACCAGAGCACUGUUGCUCUCCACGGUAACGAACCACUCCUCAAUGAUGGUGGCCAAUUGGAUUUUGAUGCCCUGUGUGACAAUGACGACACAGCCAUGGCUGCGUUCAUGAAUUACUUAGAAGCAGAAGGGGGCCUGGGAGACCCUGGGGACUUCAGUGACAUCCAAUGGACACUCUAG
Messenger RNA from Trichechus manatus latirostris (Florida manatee), 2094 nucleotides. It is a transcript of the gene BMAL2, whose product is annotated as basic helix-loop-helix ARNT like 2. Gene Ontology annotation, molecular function: DNA-binding transcription factor activity, RNA polymerase II-specific; RNA polymerase II cis-regulatory region sequence-specific DNA binding; protein dimerization activity. The coding region runs from base 1 to 2094 and encodes 697 amino acids. The record is from RefSeq and is a predicted model, not a curated record. Lineage: Eukaryota; Metazoa; Chordata; Mammalia; Sirenia; Trichechidae. The transcript has 17 exons. Gene Ontology annotation, biological process: regulation of transcription by RNA polymerase II. Gene Ontology annotation, cellular component: aryl hydrocarbon receptor complex; transcription regulator complex; nucleus.